Molecule: messenger RNA, 1228 nt
Organism: Cyprinodon tularosa
Lineage: Eukaryota; Metazoa; Chordata; Actinopteri; Cyprinodontiformes; Cyprinodontidae
Product: histone H1.0-B
Exons: 1
Coding region: 205-789 (194 amino acids)
Biological process (GO): chromosome condensation; nucleosome assembly; negative regulation of DNA recombination
Cellular component (GO): nucleosome; nucleus
Molecular function (GO): nucleosomal DNA binding; structural constituent of chromatin; double-stranded DNA binding
Source: RefSeq, a predicted model, not a curated record
UGUGGAAUAAGACACUUAAAGUGGAGCCGGACUCUGAAGACACGCUUUUUUGGACACUAAUAUUACGAUAAUCUUUUUAAAACUUUUCUAUCUACUGCAUUCUUUUUAGGAAACACAUUUUAUUCUUUAUUUUCUGCCGGUCAAGCGAAAAGGUGAAAUAUCCCCUCCAAGAGUUUUUAUUAACUUAUUGAAAAAAAAGUCACAAUGGCAGAGACGGCCGCUCCAGCAAAGGCGAAAAGGGCAUCAAAACCCAAGAAGCCCGCCUCGCAUCCCAAAUACUCGGACAUGAUUAAAGCGGCUAUUGUUCACGACGCGAGCCGGAGCGGAGCGUCCCGACAGUCCAUCCAGAAGUACGUGAGGAAGAACUACAAAGUGGGCGACAACGCCGACGUCCAGAUUAAGAUGGCCCUGAAGAGGCUGGUGGCGUCCGGGAUGCUGCGCCACACCAAAGGCAUCGGCGCGUCCGGAUCCUUCAGGCUCACCAAGCCGGAGGAUACGAAGAAGCCCGCCGCCAAGGCUGCGUCCGCACCCAAGCCCAAGAAAGUGGUCAAACCCAAACCCAAGAAGGCGGCCAAGCCCAAAAAGGUCACCAAGACGCCGGAGAAACCCAAGAAAGCGGCCGCUAAGAAAGUGAAAAAGGUCGCAAAGAAGGUGACGCCUGCGAAAGCCAAAAAAGCGCCGGCGAAGAAGCCGAAAGCAGCCAAGCCCAAGGCGAAACCGGUGAAGAAGGCAGCCAAGCCCAAAGCCAAGACCCCCAAGAAGGCAGCGAAGACUGCAAAAAAGAAGUGAACGGACUCUUUCAUACAAACUUUCUGUAAAUACCUGAAGAAGUUUUUUUUUUUCGUAUAUGUAUUAUUUUUGUAAGAUCUCAUGCAAAUCCUGCUGUUUAUACCUGUAGUUUUUCUUUUUCCAUUCAUUGCAACAUAGCAUAGACUGUAAAACUAAUGGUGUUGAUUUGUUUUUCUGUUUAUAGUUGAUUCUGAUCCUGAAGUCUAGGAUCUUACUGAGAAGAAAAAUGUAUAUAUAUUAUUAUAAACAAAAAAUUAGACUAAUGAAUAGUUCUUGAUAGUGCAUGGAUCCAUCCAGCAAACACGUCUUUGAAGAGUGAAGCCUUUUCAAUGUAUAGACCAUGGACAUCAGCAACAUUUCUACAGGAUCCACAUCAAUAUGUUAAACCACCCUAAAGCCUAUUUGCAAUGUAUGUAAUAAAAAAAAACAACAGUUUGGA